UUGGCAGUGCAACACGAAUGCAUUCCGCAAGCCAUUCUCGGCAUGGACGUGCUGUGCCAGGCGAAGUCUGGGAUGGGGAAGACGGCCGUGUUCGUCAUCACGGUUUUGCAGCAGCUCGAUCCGGUGCCGGGCGAGGUCGGCGCGGUGGUGAUGUGCCACACGCGCGAGCUGGCGUACCAAAUUUCGCACGAGUUUGAGCGCUUUUCUACGUUUUUGGGCGACGUGACGACGGCGGUCGUUUUCGGCGGCAUCCCCAUCGCCCAGCAAAAGGAGCAACUUAAGUUGCAGCCUCCGAACAUCGUCGUCGCGACGCCGGGUCGUUUGAAGGCGCUCGCGCAGGACGGUACCUUGAACCUCAAGAAGUGCGCGCACUUUGUGCUCGACGAGUGCGACAAGAUGUUGGAAGCCGUCGACAUGCGCGCCGACGUGCAGGAGAUUUUCAAGAUGACUCCCCACGACAAGCAGGUGAUGAUGUUCACCGCGACGCUCUCCAAGGAGCUCCGCGCGCUGUGCAAGAAGUUUAUGAACGAUCCGAUGGAGAUUUUUGUCGACGACGAAACCAAACUCACGCUGCACGGUUUGGUGCAGCACUACGUCAAGCUGGAAGAGGCGGAGAAGAACCGCAAGUUGAACGAUUUGUUGGACUCUCUCAUGUUCAAUCAAGUCGUCAUCUUCGUUUCCAGCGUGCAACGUUGCAAGGCUUUGGACAAGCUCUUGCAAGAGUGCAACUUUCCAUCCAUCGCCAUUCACGGUUCGAUGGGCCAAGAAGAGCGUUUAGCGCGCUACAAGUCGUUCAAAGAUGGUGACAAGCGUAUUCUUGUCGCCACCGAUCUCGUCGCGCGCGGUAUCGAUAUCGAGCGCGUGAACAUCGUCAUCAACUACGACAUGCCGUCCAGCGCGGAUACGUAUUUGCACCGCGUCGGUCGCGCCGGUCGCUUCGGCACCAAGGGUCUCGCCGUCACGUUCGUCGCCUCGUCCGAAGACACCGAGGUCUUAAGCUCUGUACACGAGCGCUUCGAAGUCGAGAUCAAGGAGUUACCGGACGAGAUCGAUCAAUCGACGUACAUGCCGAGCUAA
Ostreococcus lucimarinus CCE9901 is the source of this 1077-nucleotide messenger RNA. RefSeq lists its product with no specific name. The annotation marks the transcript as partial. The transcript has a single exon. Lineage: Eukaryota; Viridiplantae; Chlorophyta; Mamiellophyceae; Mamiellales; Bathycoccaceae. The record is from RefSeq and is a predicted model, not a curated record. Gene Ontology annotation, molecular function: ATP binding; RNA binding; RNA helicase activity.